Messenger RNA from Spodoptera litura, 4025 nucleotides. It is a transcript of the gene arm, whose product is annotated as armadillo. Gene Ontology annotation, molecular function: cadherin binding. Gene Ontology annotation, biological process: cell adhesion. The record is from RefSeq and is a predicted model, not a curated record. NCBI's taxonomy places the organism in Eukaryota, Metazoa, Arthropoda, Insecta, Lepidoptera, Noctuidae.
AAGACUAGCGAUUGUAUGGUCGCCAUAUUGUCAUGUCAAUUUUGUGACGGUGGUGGGUUCAUUGUGCGUUAUUAUAUCAGAAUAUUGUUUUAUAUCUGUAAUAUUUAUCCUUGCGGCUUACGACAGGCAAGGCGCAGGGUGCAUUGUUGCAUCCGCUGAACCAUGAGUUAUCAGAUACCAUCGUCCCAGAGUCGCACGAUGUCUCACAGCAACUAUGCCGGGUCUGACGUGCCAAUGGCUCCAAGCAAGGAACAGCAGACCCUCAUGUGGCAGCAGAAUUCCUACCUGGUUGACUCUGGUAUCAACUCAGGGGCUGCUACUCAGGUCCCAUCACUCACGGGCAAGGAAGAUGAUGAGAUGGAAGGAGACCAGCUCAUGUUCGACCUGGAUCAGGGGUUCGCUCAGGGGUUUACUCAGGAGCAGGUUGAUGACAUGAACCAGCAGCUGUCUCAGACGCGCUCCCAGCGUGUCCGCGCUGCCAUGUUCCCUGAGACUCUGGAGGAGGGCAUCGAGAUCCCCUCCACUCAACUGGACCCCGCCCAGCCAACGGCGGUACAGCGCCUUGCUGAGCCGUCGCAGAUGCUCAAGCAUGCGGUGGUCAACCUCAUCAAUUAUCAAGACGAUGCUGACUUAGCUACCAGGGCUAUACCAGAGUUGAUCAAGCUACUCAACGAUGAGGAUCAAGUGGUUGUAUCGCAAGCUGCCAUGAUGGUGCACCAGCUCUCCAAGAAGGAAGCUUCUCGCCAUGCUAUUAUGAACUCGCCGCAAAUGGUUGCCGCUCUAGUGCGUGCCAUCUCUAACAGCAAUGACCUGGAGACUACUAAGGGGGCAGUGGGCACCCUGCACAACUUGUCUCACCACCGUCAAGGUUUACUCGCCAUCUUCAAGAGUGGUGGCAUUCCCGCCUUGGUGAAGCUUCUAAGCUCACCAGUCGAGUCUGUUCUGUUUUACGCCAUCACCACCCUCCAUAACCUACUCCUCCACCAGGACGGUUCCAAGAUGGCCGUCCGCCUAGCUGGAGGUCUCCAGAAAAUGGUUGCUCUCCUGCAGAGGAACAAUGUGAAGUUCUUGGCGAUUGUGACUGAUUGUCUGCAAAUCUUGGCCUAUGGAAACCAAGAGUCGAAAUUGAUCAUUCUCGCUUCUCAGGGACCUAUCGAAUUGGUCCGUAUCAUGCGCUCGUACGACUACGAAAAGUUGUUGUGGACCACAUCUCGUGUUCUGAAGGUACUUUCAGUGUGCUCUAGCAACAAGCCUGCUAUCGUCGAAGCUGGUGGUAUGCAAGCCCUGGCCAUGCAUCUCGGCAACCCUAGCGGUCGCCUGGUGCAGAACUGCCUCUGGACUUUGAGGAAUCUCUCCGAUGCAGCAACUAAGGAGGUGGAGGGCCUGGAAGCUUUGCUGCAAAGUCUGGUGCAAGUUCUCGCGUCUACCGACGUCAACAUCGUCACCUGUGCUGCCGGUAUCCUCUCCAACUUGACCUGCAACAACCAACGCAACAAGGUGACUGUCUGCCAAGCCGGCGGCGUGGAUGCCCUGGUCCGCACCGUGGUGUCGGCGGGCGACCGCGAGGAGAUCACUGAGCCAGCUGUGUGCGCGCUCCGUCACCUUACUUCGCGUCAUGUCGAGAGCGAGAUGGCUCAGAACGCUGUGCGCUUGCACUACGGUUUGCCGGUGAUAGUGAAGCUGCUGCAGCCGCCGUCCCGCUGGCCGCUGGUGAAGGCGGUGGUGGGGCUGGUGCGCAACCUGGCGCUGUGCCCCGCCAACUACGCGCCGCUCCGCGAGCACGGCGCCGUGCACCACCUCGUGCGGCUACUCAUGCGCGCCUUCAACGAUACUCAGAGGCAGCGCAGUUCCUCUGGCGGCGGUGCAGCGGGCGGCGCGUAUGCGGACGGAGUGCGUAUGGAAGAGAUCGUGGAGGGAGCCGUCGGAGCUCUGCACAUACUGGCGCGGGAGAGCGUCAACCGUCAACUCAUACGCCAACAGAACGUUAUCCCGAUAUUUGUGCAGCUACUCUUCAAUGAAAUUGAAAACAUACAGCGCGUGGCAGCGGGCGUGCUCUGUGAGCUGGCCGUCGAGAAGGAAGGAGCCGAAAUGAUAGAAGCUGAAGGGGCAACUGCUCCGCUUACCGAACUACUUCACUCACGGAACGAAGGCGUGGCUACUUAUGCAGCUGCGGUAUUAUUCCGCAUGUCCGAAGAUAAGCCUCAUGACUAUAAGAAGAGACUCUCGAUGGAGCUGACCAACUCUUUGUUCCGUGAUGACCAUCAGAUGUGGCCCAACGACCUGGCCAUGCAACCUGAUCUCCAGGAUAUGCUUGGGCCAGAACAAGGCUAUGAGGGGCUGUAUGGCACUCGACCGUCGUUUCACCAGCAAGGCUACGAUCAAAUACCGAUAGACUCAAUGCAGGGAUUAGAAAUCGGCAGUGGAUUCGGCAUGGACAUGGAUAUAGGUGAGAGCGAAGGUGCGGGCGCCGCGUCAGCUGAUCUCGCGUUCCCAGAACCACCGCACGACAACAACAAUGUCGCCGCCUGGUACGACACAGACCUUUAGGUUUAAACCUCCUAUAUGUAGUACAUUCACCCUAUUAAAGAGUUCAGUUCAAUUUAAUUUAAGAUUAUGACGUAUGUAGUGUGUUUUGUUAGUGUUGUGUCAGUUCAAACUACUUACUCUGAAAUUAUGAUAUAAUUAUUAAAUUAGUACAAUAGGUAUCAACUUUUUAAUAAUGUAUUUGAUAUACGUAAACGAGUCUUCAUGUAAUAAGCGUUCAUGGAUUAUACUAAUGUAUAAUUUAGCAGUGUGUGAGUCGUAUAGUUUCCAAGUUGCACUAAGCUAGUUUUAGUCUAGUUUGGAGACGGUAAACGACAUUAAUUCGUCUUUAUUUCCAUGUAAUAAUGUUCAAAUUUGAUCGAUUGACGCAACAACAGAGUUAUUAAAAUCUGUGAUGAAAGGCAUCUAUAAAGUGCAUUACAAUUUACAAAGCUUGAUAUGUUAUGUUACCUAGCAGACGAUGACUACAGAAACUCGAGUUUAUUUCAUUGGUGCUAAAUAACAACUGAAUGUUGUAAGCAAAAUUUAUCGCGAAAAAUGUUUUAUUUUAUUUUUAUAUAUUUGAAAUUGAAAGAACUUCAGUGUUAUGUGAAAUUAUUACGAAAAUAAAUGACCCUGCAUUGGUUAUAUCGCCGUUUUAUACGAGUACGUAUAAAAUGCGUCGGACAAUAGGGUACAUAACCGUAAGAUUUAAGAUUUUUUAUAGGCUUUAAAAUCGUAUUUCUUAGUACUUUUAAUUGAAUUAGUAAUGCGCAUUUAAAGUAUUGGAUUUUAUUUAAGUAUGGUCGAGUUAUGUAAUUCUUUUUUAUUUGACUAUUUUGUUACAAUUUUGUAUGAAUCAUUAUUUAAAUGAUGUAUAAGACUGUUUGAUCGAGUGAGUCAUGUAUUUGAAUUUUAAUUUUAAUGUUUGACUGCCAUUUUUUUAUUCUGCCCUUCUUAACAAGGCCAAAUUUAGGACUGUAGAACGAAGGUAGCCAUGUGUACGAUGUUUUUUUAAUGAUAGACUAAGUUUUAGUACGUUGACGAGAAUGUGAUAUUCUCUGAUGUAGUUUAAGUAGUGAGAUAACGCAUAACAAGUUUAUGUAUUCAAUUCACGUGGACUAAUAGCGGACAUUUUUCGAAUGUAUGGAUGCAUGUGUUUAUUAUUUUCGUUUACUUCGAGUGGUAGGUACUUAAGAUGAAGUACGGUUUUAAUAUUUUUUACCAAUAAUAUCGGCUAUUUGCACACCCUAUGAUAUACGAAACUAGACGCACUAAACAGUUAGAACAAUGUAUCUUAGAAUAAUAUAAUCGUUUAAUGUAAGAUUUAUAAUAAUUUACUUGAUUGUCCACUUAGGAUCCUCGUAUAUUUUUUUUCUAUUUGAUAUUUUAAUCGACUUUACCAAUGUUUUUAUAAAUCGAUUCGACUAUGGAGACAUUCGUAAAGUGUCACAAUUUGUGUCCAUUUCUGUAUGGAUAAUAAACUAAAUUUAAUUACAAUA